Molecule: messenger RNA, 2079 nt
Organism: Ostrea edulis (European flat oyster)
Lineage: Eukaryota; Metazoa; Mollusca; Bivalvia; Ostreida; Ostreidae
Product: phenylalanine--tRNA ligase beta subunit-like
Exons: 19
Coding region: 151-1905 (584 amino acids)
Biological process (GO): phenylalanyl-tRNA aminoacylation
Cellular component (GO): cytoplasm; phenylalanine-tRNA ligase complex
Molecular function (GO): phenylalanine-tRNA ligase activity; magnesium ion binding; RNA binding
Source: RefSeq, a predicted model, not a curated record
AGUGGAGUUCUCCAACGUUGAAAGAUAGGAAAGCUCACCUAACAGUAAACCGGUGUGUACAUGUGUCGUGCAAACUGCCUAGUAAAACUAGGGUUUUCAGAUAUUGUGGGGACUUUUAUUGGGUACGAGACGUAACUUCAGUUACAGAAGAUGCCAACAAUAUCUGUAAAUAAGGAGGAAUUGUUUAAAGCGCUCGGGAAACGUUACACUUUUGAAGAAUUUGAUGAACUUUGCUUUGAAUUUGGAGUAGAACCAGAGGAACCGGAUGAAGAUGACAUAAUAGAAAACCCAGAUGCUGCUUUAGAAUGGAAAAUAGAAAUUGGUGCAAAUAGGUAUGAUUUGCUGUGCAUUGAGGGUUUGGUCAGGGGUUUGCUGGUAUUCCUAGAAAGAGUUGAAGCUCCAAGAUACAAAACUAUCCCUCCAUGGCCUGGUAAAACGCAGAGACUUAGAAUUUUACCAAGAACUGCGGAAGUAAGACCGUUUGCAGUAGCAGCUGUUUUAAGAAACAUCACUUUUACUCCAGAGAUAUACAAAAGUUUCAUUGACCUUCAAGACAAACUUCACCAGAAUCUCUGCAGGAGGAGAACGUUAGUAGCGAUAGGAACACAUGACUUGGAUACGCUUAAAGGACCUUUCUAUUACGAUGCCAAACCACCCUCAGAGAUCAAGUUUAAAGCUCUGAAUCAGACAGAGGAAAAGACAGCAGCUGAGCUGAUGGAAAUCUAUUCUAAUGAGAGUCACUUGAAGCAGUACCUACCCAUUAUUCAGGACAAACCAGUGUACCCCGUUAUCUAUGACAGCAAUGGUGUAGUACUAUCCAUGCCUCCAAUUAUAAAUGGGGACCAUAGUAAGAUAACACUCAACACAAAGAAUGUCUUCAUUGAAUGCACAGCCACCGACCUCAACAAAGCCACGAUUACACUGGACACAAUUGUCACCAUGUUUAGCCAGUACUGCUCCCCACCUUACGAAGGAAUUGAGUCAGCAGAAGUUGUGAAUCCAUGCGGAACCAGUGUAAUGUAUCCCGAGCUUCACUACAGACUAGAAGAAAUUGAUGUGUCAGAUACAAACUGCAAGAUAGGAAUAUGCAUUCCUCCUGGUGAAAUGGCCAGACUGUUGACCAAAAUGUGCCUGGAAUCUACCCCUUUUGACAGUGGAAACAAAAUAAUGGUAGAGAUACCCCCCACCAGGCAUGAUGUGAUUCAUGCCUGUGAUAUUGUGGAGGAUGUGGCCAUUGCCUAUGGUUACAACAAUAUAGUGAAAACAAUUCCACAAACCAACUGUAUUGGGAACCAGUAUCCUAUCAACAAAUUGUCAGACUUACUACGACAAGAGAUAGCAGCAGCCGGUUUUACAGAAGUACUCUCAUUUGCACUGUGCUCACGAGAUGAUGUGGCAGACAAAUUGGGCAAAAAUAUCAAAGAUAUAAAAGCAGUACAUAUUGCCAAUCCAAAAACACUGGAAUUUCAGGUUGCCAGGACAACAUUGCUUCCGGGAAUACUUAAAACCAUAAAUAAAAAUAAGAGCAUGCCAUUACCUCUGAAGUUGUUUGAAAUUUCUGACAUUGUUCUGUGUGAUUCUGCCAAGGAUGUUGGAGCCAAAAACGAGAGGUGGCUGUGUGCAGUGAACUAUAACAAAUCCUCGGGGUUUGAAAUUGUGAAGGGCCUCUUGGACAGGGUCAUGCAGCUUCUGGAAAUCCCAGCAGAGAGAGGAAAAACGGGCUACUACAUUGAAGCCUGUGAUGAUCCGACAUAUUUCCAAGGACGAUGUGCCACAGUCAUAUUACGAGGGAAGGCCAUUGGGAAAAUUGGAGUGCUGCAUCCUGAUGUUGUGACAAAGUUUGACAUAAACAACCCCUGUUCAGCUUUUGAAAUAUCAGUUGAACCGUUGUUAAACAGAACAUGAAUGCAAUAUAAACAAUUUCCUCAGCCAUUAUCGCCUACCAUCUCAUAAUUCUCAGUACCUUUUACAGUGGAAAUGUCACUGAAGUAUUUAUUUAUAAUUGAAGAUAUUAUAACACGUAUUAUGAGAAUAUAAUGGAUAUGAAAUAUCAACACAAAUAAACAAUGGGUAAACGGA